Molecule: messenger RNA, 1354 nt
Organism: Aspergillus candidus
Lineage: Eukaryota; Fungi; Ascomycota; Eurotiomycetes; Eurotiales; Aspergillaceae
Product: alpha/beta hydrolase
Exons: 5
Coding region: 15-1259 (414 amino acids)
Source: RefSeq, a predicted model, not a curated record
GAGAUUAUCUGGCCAUGGUGGAGUUGCAAUCCAUCUUCAAAAAGGCCUACUGGUCGCUGGCCGCUGCUGGUCUUGUGUACAUGGGCUUUGUCUGCUCCAUGACCUAUCCGACUGUCCAACGAGCAGCUCUCUACGUGAACAAAAUCAACCCUGUGCUGUGGCAAGACGUCAAUCAAGUUGAGAAAUUUGGGUUCCUGAAGACGCAGGUCCAACCCUUCAAUUUGACCACUCCGGAUAAUGAGUCGCUCUACACAUGGCACCUCCUCCCUCUUCACCUGUGCCGGGAGCACGAGGAACUGCUCAAUGCGCACGAGCCGUCGGGUCCCGCGGAGGACUAUACCCAGAGCCCAGCGUUCAGACUGUUGGCGGACGACCCCAACGCUCGUGUGGUAAUCAGCUUCCACGGAAACGCCGCCCACAUUGGCUCCGCGCAGCGACCAGAGAUCUACCGUCAGCUCCUAGGCCUCUCGACGCCAGCGAAUCCCGUCCAUGUAUUCGCAAUGGACUACCGCGGAUUCGGCAUAUCAACCGGUUCCCCAACCGAAGAAGGCCUGAUCACAGACGGAGUCUCCCUCGUCAACUUCCUCACCGCCGGUCCUCUCAAGAUCCCCCCAUCGCGCAUCGUCAUCGUCGGCCAAAGCCUCGGAACAGCCGUCAGCGCAGCGGUAGCAGAGCGAUUCGCAUUCGGAUCUCCCGAUCCCACGGCCAUCCAACCAGCAAUCAAAGACCCCGAGCCAUUCGCCGGCAUAGUCCUCAUGGCAUCAUUCAGCAACGUCCCCAGCCUCAUCGACUCAUACAGCCUAAAAGGAAUAUCACCCCCAAUGCUCUCCCCACUCAUGGGCUACCCACGCAUCCAAAACUGGACAAAGAGCCACAUCCUCGACCGCUGGGACACCGCCGCGCGCGUCGCACGACUAACAGGCGCCGGGCCAACCGCCGAGGAGGACUCCAGCAGCGCAUAUGCACAGAAGGGCCUGGAUCUGGUCGUCGUCCAUGCAUGGAACGAUAACGAAAUCCCAUGGUAUGAAGGCCACCGCGUCUGGCUGGCCGCAACGGGCGAAAAGCAGAAGAGCCCUCCGGGUACUAUUGUCUACGAGCGAAAGGACGCCAACGGCCCUAGCGAAGUCCGCGUUUGGGAGAACAAGCUGGCGGGUGCGGUGAAGAAGGUCCGUUGGGAGCGGGUUACCUACGGUGGCCAUAAUCGCGUCGCUACCUUCUCGGCCGCUACGCUCGCUGUGCUUCGGGCUUUCGAGGAAUGAUCCACCUCUGCUUUUAGGCUCCCUUGGUCAUGUAUAGAUUUGUUGCAUUUGGUUAAGACCACACGAUCUAUAGCAGACAGUGCUUUGCACCAAAA